AUGCACCGCCCCCAGCCCGGCUCCGGCCUUCUCCGGUACCGGGGGGGAGCUGGGCCCGCCCGUCCCGGGGCCCGAUUCCGCUGCCACGUGCUGCCAGCGCCCUCCCCCUUCCCGGGCACAGCCCGCCCCGGACGGGAGCCGGAAGCCGCAGCCCCCGGGGGCGGGGAGAGCGGAGUCCCUCCCGGCGGCGCGGGGAUGGCGGGGCCCGGCCGGGGAUGUGGCCCCUCGGCCACCCUCUGCGUGGCGAUGACCGCCCUGAGCGCCGCGCUGCUGGCGCCCGGCCUCACCCAGCCACACGAUUUAUCCAGAAGGAGACCCUCAGGGCUGAAAAUUGAUCAGGCUUUACUGCUGGUGCACAAUGAGUUGAUCCAUGAGAACUUGACAGUCUCCUGGCUUUCUGAUUAUUGUUACCAGUGCUUGUAUCAAGAUCUGGUAUCCAUCCCAAUGAGCAACACAGCGGGAAAGGCCAGCAUUGUAGCAGUUGCAGUUGAUUCUCAGCAUCCAGUCACCCUACAUCUCAAUGGCACUGGGGCAGGCAGAGAGUUUCCCAGGAUCCAUUAUCAUUUUGGAGAAUUUGGAAACUAUUCGCUUGUGGUAAAGAGCUUUGAUAGCAGCACCAAGAUGAUUUCCUGUGACAUAAUCAUCAACGAAAGUCCUGUCAACAGCCAUCUCCCUAUCCUGUAUGCAUUCCUCAUUUAUAUGGGGGUCCUCAGUAUCCUGACAGUGGGACAUGUCUUCGUGAUCAUCGAUCCAAUCAGGAAUUGGUUUUACAAGAAACUGCACCCUGGAGACACUGAUCGUCUCAUUAAUUCUGAGCUCGGAUCCCCAACCAGAACAGAUUCCACAAGCAGUAAUGUCCCAGCUACCACGUGGACCGUCUCCCAGCAGCGACUGCGCUCCCUUGACACAUUCCGAGGGCUCUCUCUCAUAAUUAUGGUAUUUGUUAAUUACGGAGGAGGAAAAUACUGGUUCUUCAAACAUCAGAGUUGGAAUGGCUUAACGCUGGCAGAUCUUGUGUUUCCAUGGUUUGUGUUUAUCAUGGGCACCUCAAUUUCGCUGUCACUGAACUCCAUGCUGAGGCGGGGAUGUUCGAAGUGGAAAGUGCUGGGGAAAGCUCUCUGGAGGAGUUUCUUGCUGUUUCUAAUAGGCAUUGUAAUCGUCAAUCCCAAUUAUUGCCUUGGACCUUUGUCCUGGGAUAAUCUGCGGAUUCCAGGUGUACUCCAGAGACUGGGAUUUACCUACCUUGUGGUUGCCAUUUUAGAACUCCUGUUUGCUAAAGCUGUGGCUGAGAACGAUACCUUGCUAGAGACCCCGUAUUUUGCCCUGCGGGAUAUCCUGCUCUACUGGCCACAGUGGGUUUUCAUUCUGACGCUGGAAGCGACUUGGCUGGGUUUGACCUUCCUGUUAACUGUACCUGGCUGCCCAAAGGGUUACCUUGGCCCCGGUGGCAUUGGGGAUUUUGGAAAAUAUCCCAAUUGCACCGGAGGAGCAGCCGGUUACAUUGAUCACUUGCUCUUGGGAGAAAAGCAUAUUUACCAACACCCAUCAUCCAAUGUGCUCUACCAAACAACAGUGGCCUAUGAUCCCGAAGGCAUCUUGGGAACAAUAAAUUCAAUCUGCAUGGCGUUUUUUGGACUUCAGGCAGGAAAAAUAUUCUUGUUUUACAAAGACCAGCACAAGCAGAUAAUGAGUAGGUUUUUUAUAUGGAGUGUAGUCAUGGGGAUUAUUUCUGCUAUCUUGACAAAAUGCUCUAAAGAUGAAGGGUAUAUUCCUGCAAAUAAGAAUCUGUGGUCAAUCUCUUAUGUGACAACCUUGAGCUGCUUUGCCUUCCUGCUUUUAUUGCUGAUAUACUACCUUGUGGAUGUCAAGAGAUGGUGGUCAGGUGCUCCAUUUUUCUACCCAGGAAUGAACUCGAUCCUGGUCUAUGUUGGGCAUGAAGUAUUUGAGAACUAUUUCCCUUUUAAGUGGAAGGUGAAGGACAGUCAGUCCCAUGGGGAGCACUUGGCUCAGAACCUGGUUGCAACAUCAAUCUGGGUCAUCAUAUCGUAUUUACUGUACCGGAAAAGGAUAUUCUGGAAAAUCUGAUUGGGUUCGUGACGGUCUCUUCUGGGGCAUAAGAAACUGAAGCUGGACUCCCCAGAGAUGAUGCCAUUUCUGGUGGGAUUCAUUAUUAAAAAGGGCUCAUGUGUUCAGUUUACAUUUCCAGGGAAACUGGAAUGAAGACAUUCUGGUGACUAAGGGACAGUAUCUUACUGUUUAGCCAAAACACAGUAACCUGCCUGAGCUGUGUUGUCUGCCUGUCUCUGUAUACAGUAUUCUGUUUCAGUGCGCAGAGUGCUGCUGAUCUACCCUCAAUAAACAGACCAACAUACCGGAUAGCCCUUAACACCUGGACAGUUUUAAGACAGUUCUGAUAAUUUGGAGCAUCUUUCAUAAAGGGAACUGAUAUAGAUACUCUGGGUUAUGGUUGUGUGUCUGACACAUUUCAAGCCAUUACAAACUGACUUUAUAUGGACCAUGUAGAUGACACUAGAGCAAUGGCAUCGUUUUAUCCACAGUAAUUUAGAUUUACUUCAAGGCCUUUAACCUUCUUUCAAAGCAACACUGCAUUGUAGUCAAUGGGAACCGGAUUCAGCCCCAGCAGGAAGAUGGACAGACUAAAUAAUUUAGAUUGAACAUCAAUGGCAUAAACAAAAUGUGAUGGGGUGACCGUCACUUCCAGCCCUGCCCAUCCUACUUCCCUUUAAAAAAAAAAAAGUGCUUCUUUCCAAAUGAACUUAGCUGCAAUUAUCGCACCAUGACUCUAGAAUAGCUAUGGAAGCUACACAAACAUUACUUCACAAAAGAAGAAUUUUCAAAUUUAUUUAUUUAUUAAAAUCUUUGUUUGAUCUAACAAACAGAAAAUGAGUUUAAGUAUGAACUUUAGUUUACAUGUACUCUAGGACACGCAACUAGGACUGAGUCCCAUAACAUCAUGAAUGUGAUUAGCUUAGAACAGUCCCAUUGCAACAGCAAUGUUGUGUUUGGAGUAUAUAAUACAGCCCUCUUCGCUUUCUCAGCAAGACACCCUGCUGCACUGUCCACUCCACUCAAGUCAGUGUCUGAAGUAACAGUAUCUUCUCAUUAAUGCAGAAUCUGUGUAACACCACCAUCAGAUUCUCCCCGCAGCGUGAGACUUGGCGCUCCAUAGCCAAGCGGAAAUCCUCUUUCACCCCUUUAGUUAUUCCCCGGGUUACUGUGUGAUGCCUGAAGUCAUCAAGGAAACAAAAGAUGACAGAGGAGAAUUACUCUGAGCAGUAGAUGAGGCCUUUGUACACAGAGCACUUCUUGAAAUAAAGUGCAACAUCUACCUUCCAGAUCUGAAUUAAUCUGGGAAGAAUUAA
This is a messenger RNA of Mauremys mutica (yellowpond turtle), 3383 nucleotides long. RefSeq names its product heparan-alpha-glucosaminide N-acetyltransferase-like. The record is from RefSeq and is a predicted model, not a curated record. NCBI's taxonomy places the organism in Eukaryota, Metazoa, Chordata, Testudines, Geoemydidae. The coding region runs from base 1 to 2085 and encodes 694 amino acids. The transcript has 18 exons. Gene Ontology annotation, cellular component: lysosomal membrane. Gene Ontology annotation, biological process: lysosomal transport.